This is a messenger RNA of Pygoscelis adeliae (Adelie penguin), 1738 nucleotides long. It is a transcript of the gene WDR6, whose product is annotated as WD repeat domain 6. Gene Ontology annotation, cellular component: cytoplasm. NCBI's taxonomy places the organism in Eukaryota, Metazoa, Chordata, Aves, Sphenisciformes, Spheniscidae. Gene Ontology annotation, molecular function: protein binding. Bases 1 to 1407 code for a protein of 468 amino acids. The record is from RefSeq and is a predicted model, not a curated record. The transcript is spliced from 4 exons. Gene Ontology annotation, biological process: tRNA methylation.
AUGCUCUGGCUGGACGUCACCCACCGCCCCGGGCAGGCACCCUGGGUGCGGCUCAUGGGACGCUACCUGCUGCCCCCCUGCAAGCAGCGCUGGCACACCUGCGCAGCCUUCCUGCCUCAGGGAGGGCUCCUGGUCUGCGGGGACCGCCGGGGCUCCCUCCUCCUCUUCCCUUGCAGCAGCUCCCCGGGGUGGGCUGUGGAAAGCGCCGGCAUUGCCGACGGCGGCACCAGCCCGGUCAGUGAGGACACCGGCAGCGGGUCAGAGCCCUCUUGCUUGUCGCACAAAGGAGCUCUUCCCCUUGAGGCCCCGCUGUCCGUGCUCUUUGGGCUCCACGGGAAGAUGGGGGUUACCUCGGUGACCUGCCAUGAGGGCUACAUUUACAGCACCGGUCGGGACGGCUCCUUCCACCAGCUCCGCCUGCAGGGCCAGCAGCUGGAGGUCCUGCGGAAGCACAGGCCCUGCAAAGGGCUGCAGUGGAUCGAGGAGCUGCGCUUCACCCCGGAUGGGGACCUGCUCGUGCUGGGCUUUCACGCUGACAACUUUGUGGUGUGGAGCAGCAGGACCGGUGAGAACCUCCACUGCAUCCCCUGCGGUGGGGGGCACCGCUCCUGGAGCUACUGCAGCAACGCCUCGGCUGAGGCCUUCGCCUUUGUCAAGUGCGGGGACGUGAUGCUGUACCACCGCGAGGCCGAGCCCUGCGAGCAGCGGGUGCUCCUGGAGUCCCUGCACGGGCGGGAGAUCGCCUGUGUGCGGCGCCUAGGGGCGGUGGAGGUGCCCGGCCACACCACCCUUAACAUCUUUGUCACUGGCAGCGAGGACACCACAGCCUGCGUCCUGGCGCUCAGCGAGCGCUCCCGGGCAGCCAUGCCCCUCACCCGGCUCAGCGACCACAUCUCCAGCGUGAGGGCACUGGCGCUGGCCAGCCCCGUGGGGGUCUUUGGGCUGCUGGAGGCCGCCCGGAAGCUGGUGUUGGUGGCAGAGUCGUUUCACCACCAGCGCUGCGUGCUGAAGGUGGAGGCGUUCCUGCACACGUGGGCAGGAGGAGAGAGGCACCUCCUGUGCAGCGCAGCCACCGACGGCAGCAUCGCCUUCUGGGACAUCACCAGCCCCAUCACAGAUGCGACGGACGCCCUGCACCGAGCGGAGGGGGAGAUACAGCCCCUGGGUGGGUGCAGCUGCCAGCGGCUCUGCUCUGCCUCCCGAGGGAGGCCGCGCUGGUGGCUCCUCUGCUCCCUCCCGCCCAGCACCACCUUCUUCCACGUGCCUGACCUGGCUGAGCUGGACUGCUGGGAGGUGGCGGAGGCCGGGGGGGAGCUGCGGUACUACUGUGUGCUCUGCGGGCGGGGCCUGGAGAUGCUGCAUGGCAUUGCUCCCCCCGAGUCCCCUCUGCUGGGGGCUCCCCAAUAACGGGACAGCACGUCUGGGGUGCUCAACGCUGGCGGUCUCAGCAGAGAAGGCAGAUGUGACCCCCUCCUGGACAAGCCUGCAGCUCCCCAGGCAGUAAAGGAGGAGUGGGGUCAUCAGCCUACCCUGCCCAGGAGAAGCUCCUCCUCCCCGAGGUGUGAGGGACCCAUGUCCAGGUCUUCUGGUCCUGGUACCAGAGAGGAACCUGCUCGGGAGGGCGCUGAGCGCCGUGCCCAGCCCUAGGAACUUGAGGGCAGCAGCAGGCCAAGACCGGUCAGGCACUGGUAUAGCACAUGGCAGGCUGCAGCCUCAUGCCCCCUGGGACAGGGUCUUG